UAAAGGCACCAGAAGAUUAUUUUUGCCAACAGCAACGCUAGGAGAGAAUGUGCCGGAGGUCUGCUGAUUGAUGGAGUGUUUCAUCAACCCAGAACAAAAUUCUGUAGGGCAUUAGACAAAGACCUGUAAGGAGAGAGUACCUUAAGUGAUGAAAUGUCAACAUGGGCCCAACCCGUUCCACUGGGGUGGCUGAAUAGAGAUGCUAUCUGCUGACACGGGAACUGUAGCUCUCAAUCUCGUUCUCUCUCAGUCUUUGGGCUUGGGGCAAAGGCCACAGCAGCCAUGGCCCACCACAAUGUGAGCUUCUUGCCCGAGAAUUCCUCACAACGUCCGGAUCCCAAGGACGAAGCCACGAGCCAGGAGCCCAGCACCCUUGAAUGUGUCAUCUGCUUUACCACCUUUGACCGGCUCUUCAAACUGCCCAAGGAACUGAGUUGUGGCCAUAUCUUCUGCCUCGAGUGCUUGGCGCGGAUCAACGUCUCUUCCGAGGACGUCAACGCCCUCACCUGCCCGAUCUGCCGAGCUCCCACCGCCUUGCCGUCCCGCAAAGGGCUGACGGGCCUUCCCACCCGCCGCGACCUCUUAGACCAGCUCCGCUCCACCCCUGCUCCGCCAGGCUCUGUGCGCUUUGACCGCCGCCGGGGCCUGCUGUACUUACCUGGUGGGAAUCGGGGCCAUGCGCAAGCUGGCUCCAAGCCAGGAGCCCCUCUCAACACGGUCAGCUUGAGUGUCGAUGUCGGGCGGCCUCCUCCCCAUGGAGCACGCCGGAUUCUGGGCUUCACCGGCUGGCCGUUCUAUGUGGCCCUGACGGUCGCUUUGCUGGUUACGAUUGGUUUAAUUAUCUGUGGCAUUUAUAUCUUUUUGAUGCCCUCCAUGUACACACUUACGGGGGCAGGGCCUCCCCCGAGAAACCAGAGUUUUGGGCUUCCUGUGAAUCAUUCCCAUACAGUGUCUUUACCCACAAACUGAAAAACAGGAAGAGGAGAGAGACCUGCCUUUCCAUUAUGUUUUGCCCUUCCAUCUUCCUGUGCCAGUUGGAAGCCCCGACUGGACAGAGAUGGGUCUGCCUCCUUCAGCCACAGAGUUUCGGGGAGCGUGGGGAGAGAGAGAGUGGGAGUGUGUGUGCAUGUGUGGAGAAUUGAGUCUGCUUCCACCUCAGAUCGAUCU
Pogona vitticeps (central bearded dragon) is the source of this 1167-nucleotide messenger RNA. It is a transcript of the gene RNF225, whose product is annotated as ring finger protein 225. Gene Ontology annotation, biological process: protein ubiquitination. Gene Ontology annotation, molecular function: ubiquitin protein ligase activity. NCBI's taxonomy places the organism in Eukaryota, Metazoa, Chordata, Lepidosauria, Squamata, Agamidae. The record is from RefSeq and is a predicted model, not a curated record.